This is a messenger RNA of Lachancea sp. 'fantastica', 754 nucleotides long. NCBI's taxonomy places the organism in Eukaryota, Fungi, Ascomycota, Saccharomycetes, Saccharomycetales, Saccharomycetaceae. The record is from the annotation of a GenBank genome assembly.
AUGUCUUCGAAGUCAUACUUUGUGGCCGGAGGCAACAGAGGUAUCGGUCUAGAGUUGGUCAAAGAACUAAGUUCCAAUGCGAAAAACAUUGUUGUGGCCACUGCUAGAGAUCCAAGUUCUGCCGCUGAUUUGAAAGAAUGGGCUGAUAAACAUUCCAACGUAAAAAUCGUGCCAUUGGACGUCACCUCCAGCAGCAGCGUUGAAGCCGCUGCCAAGGAAACCUCUAAAAUUUUGCCAGACGGACUCGACACUUUGAUCUCGAAUGCUGGAUUUCUACAGAAAAUUGGUAGUAUCCUGGACCACCCUACUGUACAUGGAGCAUUUCAACAUCAAUACCUUGGGUGCCAUUAGAGUGGUCAGAGCUUUCAAACCGCUUCUGGACAAGAAGGACACGAAAGAGGUCGCAGUGGUCACUUCUGUCGUGGGCUCUCUCAACAUCGACUUGCCCGCGCCUUUUUCAGGUUAUGGAGUUUCCAAAGCUGCUGCCAACUACGUGGUGAAAGCAUUAAUCCAAGAUCUUUCUCCAGCCGGUUACAGCUUUGUUGCGAUCCAUCCUGGUCUAGUGGGCAGCGACAUGGGCAACGACUCGUUGGAUCAGUUGAACGAUGAUGUUGCAGCUGAAUUGAGAAAGGCGCUACCCUAUUUAACUCCCCAGGAGUCUGCCAAGGCUAUAAAGGAAAACAUUUUGAAUGACCUGAAAUCCAAAAACGCAGGUAAGUUUAUGAGCUACGAUGGCACUGAGCUUCCAUGGUGA